AUGUCGACCAAUCUGACUUCGGACCCGCUCAUUAGCUGCUACGACUUGGUUGCAGUGACUGAAGAGGACACCAAUGUGACAAUCGGACUUCAGCUGGCCGAUAAACCGUUCAAGUUUCAUAGACUGGCCGAGUUAUCGGGUCAUCGUCUGAUCUGUGACCGCGAUCUGUGGGGGCCGCUGCGACGGCGCCAAACUGACCAAUUCACGCAUCUUUCGGUGGGCUCCAAAACGCCCUCCCCCGUCUACAUGAUUACGAUAUGCGGCUUCAAAUGGACCGAGGCGCCCGAACGGAUCCCCGCCUGCCUUGAAAGCAGCUGGCUCUUGUGGACGUCGCAGUGUUGGGCGGCUGGCUUGACUGCUGGCAAGGACGCGGAAGGCGGGGAGCGGCACCCGAUACCAAUCGGCGGCCCGACGGUCUCCUGCUGCUCGAUCUCGCUCCCCGCCUUUCGGAGCGUGCCGGGCAACGAGGUCUCCAGCGACUUGGAAAAAUUCCUCUGGAUCCUGGCCAACACCGGCCCGAAGGCCGCUUUGCAACCGCUGCCCGACUGGAUCCAAACUGACUCGACGGCCAAGCAGUGCGUCGAUCUCCUCCUGGACGAGAACAUCGCUGUCGUGGACGAAAAAGUCGGCCUUCACAAACCUUUAUCUCCACAUGCAUAG
Puccinia triticina is the source of this 660-nucleotide messenger RNA. RefSeq lists its product as uncharacterized. The record is from RefSeq and is a predicted model, not a curated record. The transcript has a single exon. Bases 1 to 660 code for a protein of 219 amino acids. NCBI's taxonomy places the organism in Eukaryota, Fungi, Basidiomycota, Pucciniomycetes, Pucciniales, Pucciniaceae.